AUGGCAUCCGUCAUUGAUCAGCUGAACGCGGUAACUCAAAAUUUAGACCUGCUAGCAUCAGCUCUCAGCGAUGUCACUUUGUCACAGGCUGAGUUGCAAACGCUAGAGAUACUGUCUGCAAGUCUUAGAGAUGCUGUUGUUUCAAUCGAAGCCAAAGCCGGAGCAAAGAGGCAAGUAUGGACGGAGCAAAUCUGGAAAGCAAGUGAGGAGCACAGGGUCAGAGCAGAAACCACUGUUUCAGAAUUUCUCAGCAGCGGUAAAUUACGAAACCCCGCAGUUUUUCGAAGAAAUAUAAAGUUGAUUUUCCAGGGCCCGCCUGGAUCGGAAUUUGACUCCAAGGAUACAAAAUGGAGGAAGGAAGUCAUUCAAAAACGAUGUGAAAGGAUACAACAACUGAGUGUGGACGGAGUGAUCUCUUGGGCAAUGAGUCACCCUCCAAGCACUUGGGGUCCAUGCUUUAUGCCAAACGACAUCUUCGACUGUUUAAUAGAUGACAUUGAACCAAGGGACAGGAAGAAUUGGCCAGAAGUAAUACGCAACACCCUCCUGAGACUAAAGGGCGGAGAGGCACAUGGUUGCCUUGGACUUGAUCAGCUUCUUCACGAGCUUACUCGGCCUCGUGACGAAGACACUAGCAGCCAUAACCUACCAACCACAGUGGCAACCAGAGCCAGCGGGCACAUGUUCCGAAAACCGAAUGACCUCCAUCGAGGUAAGAUUAAGAUAAACUGUCUUAUGGCAAUGGAAUCUGAUACCGCCGCAUAG
This is a messenger RNA of Metarhizium brunneum ARSEF 3297, 765 nucleotides long. RefSeq lists its product as uncharacterized. Lineage: Eukaryota; Fungi; Ascomycota; Sordariomycetes; Hypocreales; Clavicipitaceae. The record is from RefSeq and is a predicted model, not a curated record.